Messenger RNA from Colletotrichum scovillei, 4767 nucleotides. RefSeq lists its product as uncharacterized. Gene Ontology annotation, biological process: establishment of cell polarity; positive regulation of G2/M transition of mitotic cell cycle. Gene Ontology annotation, cellular component: cell septum; cytoplasm. The coding region runs from base 1 to 4767 and encodes 1588 amino acids. The record is from RefSeq and is a predicted model, not a curated record. The transcript is spliced from 7 exons. Lineage: Eukaryota; Fungi; Ascomycota; Sordariomycetes; Glomerellales; Glomerellaceae.
AUGAUGACCUCAUCUAGACCCCGCGCCGAUGUUGGUGGCAGCUUUGCGAGUCGACGCGGUCAUGCGAGCCAGCUGUCAAUUUCAGAUCCCAGCCACCAUGUGACCGAGACCAUUGGAACCCUCUACGGCGACGAGGAGUACGACAGCGAUGGCCGACCCAUCAGCUACCUCGGACAGUCCUACACCGACCAGCUCAACAACAAGUUCGAAUCCGACCACUCCGACGACGAUCCUCGUAGGCAGAUGAUCCGUUCAGCUUCGGACAAGACGGGCCUGGGCAUGGCACAAAAUGGCUCCACGACUCUCAAGCAUUCACAGACUUUGCCAACGCGGUCGCCUAGCCAGCGAAGCAUGUCGUUCGAGAACGGUCCCAAAUCGCCGCCAAUCUCCUUACGAGAUGUUAAGAACGAGUCCUCCCAAUUUCCUCUAGGCAGCAUCGAGAACCCGAACGACAUCGCGCAGGAACUCAACAACUUGCAGGCCCUGCGGCGCAUGUCUAUGGAUGUCGGAAAUAAUGCUGACCCUGAUAUGCUCCCCUUCUCCGGCUUGUCCCUUGUCGCCAUGCCUCCUAUCGCGCCAACGGGAGACGACGACGAAAAUGAUCCUUCGAGGCUACUCUGGGUCCCUGCGGCAGUCCAUCCCGAGCUGGCCCCGACCGAAUUCAAGACCUUCUUGGAGGAUCGUGUCAAGACGAUUCGGCGGCGAUCGGGCGACUCUAGUGACGGCGGUAUGGGCCGAAGCGAUUCUGGCGGCGGCCUGCGAAGAAAGAAGAGCAUGCUCUCACGGCAAAUCGACAACUCUGGGGGAAGAGGUGCCGUUGGGUACAUUGAUGGCGCCGAGAGACUCGGACGCAAGAGCUCACUCAGGGACUAUUCAACUCCUGAGCUCAACCUGAACGAAUUAGUCAAGGAUCCUUCCAAAGUAGUGCGUGAGCUUGCUGAAGGUGCUCAACCGGAGGCUGGCGCCGAGGAUCUGCCCAUCUUGCCUGUAGCUCCCGGCAUGGGACUUCGCCGGUCAACCCGAACAACAUACCGAAAGAACGGCAGUGUACGCUCAGAUCGAUUGCCAUUCUCCAAACGGGUCGCCAACCGACAUGCCCACACGGAUUCCUCUGACUCCGCGGAUACGGUCCCCCCUCUGCCAUCUGACGUGCCCGAAGUGCCCCCAUUGCCUACGCAGCAAAGAGCGCAAUCAGAGCCAGUGUCAGAGAAUUUCUCGCGCCCCAAUCGCUCCGUCAGACGCCAGCACAAGUUCUCUCAAGAUCUGGGCACGACAUCUGACGGCGCUUCGUCCGAGAUUGAAGAACCUGUUUCUCCCCUGAGCACACGUCCUGAGCAGCAACACCCAACGAGAACAUCUUCGGUUUCAGCUGAUGCCAAGCCCCCGGUUCCUGCCAUUAUUGAGUCACCAGCGACGGACGAGAGCGCGCAAAGGCAGCAGUUCCCCCAGAGGUCCUCAUCUUCACAGCAUGCCCCCUCGCAGCCCCUAAUGGACGAGCCUCCCGCUCGUUCAAGCAAACGCCCGGGUUCAGCCAACUCUGCGCCAAGCCCGACAACACCUACGGCACCUCAACAGCCGCCACAGGUGCAGCAGCAGUCCAAGCAGCAGCAAACCAAUGCCCCUAAUCACACCUUGAACGACAUGGCUUCCCACCCAUCUGUCUUACCUGGCAGUGGCGCAAACCGAACCGAUACGCUGACGUUUAUUCCCACUCUCCAGCCAGAGGAGAAGAAGCCAGAAGAAAAGAGGGUAGAGAAGAAACUGAGAAAGGAGAGAGACGAUGAUGCUUCCAGUGUAUCUUCGAGCAAAUCUUCUGGAGGCUGGUCAAAGUGGCUCAAGGGCGGUAGUGACGACAAGGACAAGAAGAAGAAGGAAGAGGAGAAGAGGAAAAAGCAGCAAGUCGCCGAGAAGGGACAGGACAAUGCCCGUUUGGAUGUGCUCCAGAACUCGAUCGAAGGGGCGUCUUCUAAGGGAAGAGAAAGUAUCAUUGUGGACCGCGACAACGUCGACAACAAAUUGGCCGAAGAGCGGAAGAAGGAGAGCAAGAAGUCGGAAGCCAAGAAGGAGAAGGAGGGUGGUCUCUUCUCAGGCCUCUUUGGCGGUGGCAAGAAGAAGAGCGAAAAGGAGAGCAGCAGCAAGAAGAACCAACAUCUGCGGGUCUCGGAGGAGGUGCCGUAUCGCCCGCUCAAGGCUGACGUCGACUACCACUGGACCAGAUUCCCGUUGCUCGAGGAACGAGCGAUUUAUCGGAUGGCUCACAUUAAGCUCGCAAACCCGCGUCGCUCUCUGUUGAGUCAGGUUCUUCUCAGCAACUUCAUGUACAACUAUCUCGCCAUCGUUCAGGCUAUGCACCCGCAGAUGCAGGUCCCUCAGUCGCCGCAGCAAAGACGUCUGGAAGAGGAGCGUCGCCGCAAGGAACAGGAAGAGCAGUACUUGGCGCAGCAACAACAGCAGCAGCAGCAGCAAGAGGCGGGGGAGCAGGACUCGACGGGCCAGUACAACUUUGACUAUCAUCGGGGCGAGAGCCAAUACGGUGACCAUCCUCAUGAUGAGGUGGACUAUGUUGAUGACGCUCAAAUCUACGAGUACGACCAUGGCGGCGACGUGGAUAACGGACGCAGCAAUGGCUACCAAGGCCCUGACAGCUAUGACCCUCAGCCUGGCAAGCAGUAUUAUCACGAUCAGUACGGGCGUGACGGUAGCGACGACGUAAGGCGCCGGGACGACCGUGAGGACAUGUGCAUGGCUGCCCCGCGUCCAUACAACAACAACAACCCGGGCUACAUGCCCAACGGAGCUUCUUCGAUUCCUCCUGGAGCUGCGCCUCUCCUCCCCAACCAGGGUCGCGUUAUCCAGACUGGCCCCAUCCGAGUUCUGUGCAUAGCUGAUGUUCGAGGAAACCUCACAUCCCUCAACGACCUGGCAAGACAAGCACGAGCCGAUCACAUCAUCCACACUGGCGACUUUGGCUUCUACGACGACACCUCCCUGGAGCGAAUCGCAGAAAAAACCCUGAAGCAUGUUGCUCAAUACUCUCCCCUGAUUUCCGAGCCCGUCAAGAAGGCCAUUCAGCAGGGCGGCCCCGGACCCGUCAAGAGCCGGUUCCCUGCCAACGAGCUUCCCCUCUCCGAGCUCUCUCUACUCUUGAGCGGCGAGAUCAAGCUCGAUAUCCCAGUAUACACUGUAUGGGGUGCUUGCGAAGAUGUCCGCGUUCUCGAAAAGUUCCGUUCCGGAGAGUAUAAGGUACACAACCUGCACAUCAUCGACGAGGCCCGCUCGAUGCUUCUCGAGCUCGGUGGAGUCAAGCUGCGCCUCUUGGGUCUUGGUGGUGCUGUUGUCAUGCACAAGCUCUUCGACAAUGGCGAAGGAAGAACUACGAUUGCCGGAGGUCAGGGAACUAUGUGGACUACCCUGUUGCAGAUGGGCGAGCUUGUCGACACUGCGCACCGAGUUUACGACCCCACCGAAACCCGCGUCUUCGUUACCCACGCCUCCCCUGCCCGUGAGGGUAUUCUGAACCAGCUUUCCGUCACCCUCAAGGCCGACUUCUCCAUCUCUGCCGGACUCCACUUCCGCUACGGCAGCUCCUACAACGAGUUCAGCGUAAACCCCACCCUCGACCACUACCGCGGCAAGCUCGCUGCCUCCAAGGCCUCUUUCAACGAUGUUUGGGAGACGGUCAAGAACGAAGUCGAGCCAGCCAUCUCUCAGAACGAGGGCCAACAGAACCUGCUCAAGAACGCCCUUCAGAUUGUCGAGAAGAUGCCCACUACUGCUGCGGGAGGCAACCCCUUCGGCGGCCCCGUUGCCGGCCAGGCGCAGCUCGGCCAGGUCGACGAGAGUGCUUUCAAGAACAUGUGGAACUUCAACUUGGCUGAUGCUGCAUUCGGAUGGUUGGUGCUUGAGAUUCAAGAUGGACGUAUCGGAACCGAGAUGCGCGCCCAAGGCUUCAACUUCUCACACAGAGGUGCCAAGGCCGCUGCGCCUGUUCCCGCCGGACCUGCUGGUGCUGGCAACCUGCCCGCCCCGGCCCCGCCUUCUACUCAGACUACGGCUCCCCCGCCCACCAGCAGACAGCCGUCAUCCCAAGCACCUCCCAAGCCUGCGGUCGCAACACCCCUGCCAUCAGCUAAGCCUGGAACUCCUCAACCUGCUGCUGCGGCACCACCUGCCGUCCCUCCCAAGGACGAGCGCCCUGCGCCUGCAGCUGCUAACGGAUCAGCCAACGGCCCUGACCCCGUCUCUUCUCCCGCGCCCAAGACACCUGCUCAAGAUAUUGUCGGUCUUUUCAUUAUGAAUGUGAACUCCGAGGAGCAGACUCGUGAUCUUUUCGACGGCGAGCACAAGAACAACAUCCUCAAGGUCGAGAAAUGGGGCAACUCCAACAAAGUUGUCAUGUUCAAGACGAUUGAGGAGCGUGAUGCUGCUCUGAACAGCCUUCCCGAAGACCUCAAGACCCGGGCUCAAGAGGACCGGUCUCGUCCCCUCGUCAAGGUUUUCCAACACCGCGAGAGCAAGUUCCAGCCCCGCGGUGGUGCCGGCAACUGGGGCAGCAGCAGAGGCGGUGGUAACUCUGCAAACACUGGCAGCGGCUACCGCAGUGCCGGUGGCGCCAGUGAUUCCGAGAGCACCCGUCGUGGCGGCCGUGGUGGUGGCCGAGGUGGACGAGGAGGCGAGCGCGGAGGACGUGGAGGACGUGGUCGCGGUGGCCUCAAGGGCGAAGGCGGCGCCUCCCCCGCCCCCGGUCCUGCUACCCCGGCAGAGUAG